GGGGCCCGAGCCGCAACCAGAGCGGCGGGCAGGACGCCCUCCUCGUGCUCGACCCCCGCCCCGGCGCCCGCUUCGGCCACCCCCUCCUCCUCUUCUACGUCGACUUCAACAUCAGCCCGCGCCGCUGCCGGAGCCGGGACCGCCUCUACCUGGGCAGUUACGAGUGUUUGACUCUUGCCCAGAGGAGCCACUGCGAGAACCAACUGAAGCGAAGGCCAGGGCGUGGCAAAGGACGGAGCCAGUGGCCAACAGGCCGUGUUCGCCGAGAGGAGCCCCCAGUUGGACUUUGUGAAAUCCACUUUCUGCCCAUGGCAGUCACAGUGCAGGACCCAAAACAUCUGCAAAAAUUGCACUGUGUGGAUCUCCGUGGAUACAGUCCGUGCCCACAGCCUCUGCCCCUUGUUGGCUCUGGUUCCACAGCAGCUUAUUGUGAGCUCAACAAGAAUACCCGCCGGUGCCAUCGCCAGCAGCUUCCGAUGUACAAGUCAUGCCGCCUGUAUCAGACAUGUGAUCACGCUGUGCUGAUUGCAGGUGGCUGGCAGGAGCAGGUCACUUACCCCCACCAUGCUCAGAACCUGCUGCUCUUCUACCAGAUGCUUCGACAAAAUGGCUUCCACCAGGAUCAUAUCAAGGCCUUCUUUGCAAAUGAAGGGCAAGGCUCAGUGGCUGUGGAGAUGGGUGAUGUGCAUCCAGCCACGGAGAAGCUGGCAAUCCGCUCCCACCUAGCCUUGCUGUGCCGGAGCCUGCAUUGUGCCGAUUCAUUGGUGCUCUACCUCAAUAGUCCGGCGGCCAGUGAUGGCACCAUGCUGCUGUGGGAUGCUAACCAUAAUGGCAUUGCUGAUCCAAAGGAGCGUUACCCCAUCUCAGAGCUCUUAGCUGACCUGGAAAACUGCAAUGCCCGCCGAGUCCUCCUCUUCCUGGACCAGAGCUAUCCAGGGCCAUUGGCAAAGAAGCUGCGGGCCUCACGCCACCAUCCCAACGUGGUGCUGGUCCAUAGCACCACCAGUACCACCACUGGUGGGUCAGCUUUUGCUGAGUUCUGGGCAGGGCUGCAGCCUGACCAAUGUCUGCUCCAGUAUAUCUCGCCGGUGGGCCCAUGGUCUGCAGUCUUGGCUUCUGGUGUCCCAGCCCAACUUCUCAACGUCACUUUAGCAGGAGCACCCUGCCGUUCUGUGCCACCCCUGGGUGAGGCGGAGCGCCAACGUCGCUACGAGGGCUGUCAGAAUCUUCCUACCAUGUUAUGGUAUCAGAGCAGGCACCAGCAGCUGCCCCAGGAGGACGACUGAGCCUGGCAGAGUACAAGUCACGGCCUGUCCUCAAGAUCAGGACUGUACUGUAAGCCAUGGACCUUCCCCCAACCCACCCCCCAAGGAGGUUCUUGACUUCAUGGGACACUGGAGGAGUUAACUGAUCUGGAACAGCUUCCCAGCGAGUUGGUGUGGAACUGCUUUAGGACAUGGCUGGGAUAGGCUGAAGCAUUCUUAAUGAACUGGUAAGCAGGCCUGUCAAAGCUGGCCAGAGCCAGGGGAAGCCAAGUGUGGUGAAGUUUGAUUUUACAUGCUGCCACCCAUAUAUAUAUAUGGCUAUAGAGAAAAAUGCUUGAGUCACACACUGGGUGAAUCCAGCACCCAUCACCAGCUAGAAUUUGGCUGUGUGCAGAAUAACAGGGUGGCAAUCAAGGCUAAGGUGCAAGGUGUUGCUAAGGUAGUAUGGACUGUGUAAAUUGGCCCUGCACCCGCCCUCAUGGCUGGACUAUACUGCUGGUAGAUACUCAGCAAUGUGUGCCCCUAGAAAGGCAGAGCUGGGUAUCACUCACUCCCCCCACCGCCCCGGUCAGUGGCUAACAAAAUUCCAAAGUUGCCCUUUGUUGAGAGAGAAAAUGAAU
This is a messenger RNA of Pogona vitticeps (central bearded dragon), 1885 nucleotides long. RefSeq lists its product as uncharacterized. The record is from RefSeq and is a predicted model, not a curated record. Lineage: Eukaryota; Metazoa; Chordata; Lepidosauria; Squamata; Agamidae.